CAAACCCCACUCUUGAAGCUACACACCUGAUCAACAGCAAACAUCGUGAUAGCUUCAUUCUGACAUUCUGAACCCGACUUGAGAAAUUAUCUCACAAGAGAACCAACAACAAGAUUGAUUCAUACUCAAUUCUUCAAAACAAUGGCAGACAUACUCACUUCCCCACCACCCCCAGAAAACAAAGUCUACUUCCACUCCGGCUCAACACCCACCUACCGCCUUGUAACCCACACCUCAGCCCCCAUAACAGCCAUCCCAACCCUCGACAUCUCUCAAAUAUCCUCUCCCGACCCCUCAAUCCGGCUCUCCCUCGCCAAAGAACUGGUUUCUGCAUGCAGUAGUUGCGGAUUCUUCUACCUCACCGGUCACUCCCUAUCUCCCCAGCUCCAAACCAAGACAUUCGAUGUGAUGAAAAGAUUUUUCGACCUGAGUAUAGAAGAAAAGAUGGAUGUGCAUGUACAAAAGAAUCCCGCUAUACGGGGCUACGAACCACGGGGCGAGACGAAAUUAGAUCCUCGAACCUCUGGAGACAUCAAAGAAUCCUUCACCCUAGGCGACUGCCCCCUCGAACCCGAACAAUCCUACCAUCUCAAAACCGGCCACCCACCACCCCCCUCUCUCACAAGACCGCAAAACAUCUGGCCGUCCAGCGUGCCCUGGUUCCGAGCCGGAAUAUACGAGUACUACAACGCCAUCCUGCCCAUCGCUAUGCAGUUGGUGCGUUUACUCGCGCUUGGGAUGGGCGUCGAUGAGGAGGGGUUCGUGAGGGAGUUUUUUGAGUUCCCGAUUACGGGGAUGAGGCCGUUGCAUUAUCCGCCGGUGGAGGGGGAGGGAGAUGGGGAGGGGAAUGUGGGGUUGGGUGCUCAUUCUGAUUUUUCUUAUCUAACACUAGUGCUUCAAACACCAUCUCUUUCAGCCCUGGAAGUCCUGACUCCGACAGGACAGUGGAUAUCUGUGCCAGCGCUGCCGAACACGCUGGUAUGUAACGUGGGCCAGUACCUGGAGAGGCAAAGCAAUGGGCGGUUUCUGGCGGCUGUGCAUAGGGUGAGGAAUAAGAGUGGAGAGGAGAGGUACUCGUUGCCUUUUUUCUUGACGAUGGAUCAUGAUGCUGAUGUGGAGAUUUUGGUGAAGGACGGCGAGGAGAGGAAGUUUGAGGAUUUUAAUGUGGGGGAUUUGUAUAUUAGGAGGGUGUUGGCGGCGAGGGGGAAGCAUCCUACUAGUAUUAAGUAUAGGGAUGUGCUAGAGAGUGAGUGGAAGUAUGAUCUUUUGUUGGGAUGAGGGUUUCGGUGGGC
Molecule: messenger RNA, 1292 nt
Organism: Mollisia scopiformis
Lineage: Eukaryota; Fungi; Ascomycota; Leotiomycetes; Helotiales; Mollisiaceae
Product: 2og-Fe oxygenase family protein
Exons: 3
Coding region: 142-1278 (378 amino acids)
Molecular function (GO): dioxygenase activity
Source: RefSeq, a predicted model, not a curated record